AACGGGGACUCAGGGCGGCUUACAUGGGGCCAUGCCCAGAACAAUCUAUAUAUAUAAAUGAGUGAUGGCAUCACGGCGACCCACAAAACAACAAAACUACAGGCCACGCAACCUCGAAAUUUGACAACACAACCCAUCAUCCACACCUCUAGGUUGAUACAACAAAAAGAAAAGAACAAUGAAGUCCUAAUUAGAGGGAGAGGAAUAAUUGUUUUUAUCCAAUUGCUGCCAGUUAGAGGACUAAUCUCUGCCUACUUGGGUCUCCUAGCAACCAACUCAGCCCAGGGGACAGGCACAGAUAGGCCUCUUCCACAGGUUAUCCGAUUUUAACUGGAUUAUAUGGCAGGGUAGACUUAAGGCCCUUCCACACAGCUAUUUAACCCAUUUAUAAUCUUAUAUUAUCUGCUUUGCACUGGAUUAUCUUGACUCCACACUACCAUAUAAUCCACUUCAGUGAGCAUUUCUUACAGCUGUGAAGAAGGGCCUCAUAUAAUCCAGUUCUAAGCAGAUAAUAUAAGAUUAUCAAUAUACAAUAUACAAUUCCUCAAUACUUUAUUUCCCAUACCACCAUACUUUGCCACAGCAACGCAUGUAUAAAAUAAAAUCAUUAGAUUAAAAUACCCCGAUGAAAGGAACCUAAAAACAUUCAGAAUAGAAUUAUAAUGAGGCUGGCCAUCCAAUAGCUGUCUCUUUAAUCCCUUCUGGCCUUAGAGAAUUGUCCGCCUGCAGGGACGUUGCCCAGGGGGCUUUUUCCCAUCCUGUGCAAAUUUGCAUGUUUUCUCAUGUCCCCGGAUGGGAAGCUGGAGCUGACAGACGGGAGCUCGUCCCACUCUCCCCGGAUUCGAACUGCCAACCUGUCAGUCAGAAGUCAGUAGAGUCUCACUUAUCCAACACUCGCUUAUUCAACGUUCUGGAUUAUCCAACGCAUUUUUGUAGCCAAUGUUUUCAAUAUAUCAUGAUAUUUUGGUGUGAAAUUCGUAAAUACAGUAAUUAUUACGUAGCAUUACUGCCUAUUGAACUACUUUUUCUGUCAAAUUUGUUGUAUAACAUGAUGUUUUGGUGUUUAAUUUGUAAAAUCAUAACCUAAUUGAUGUUUAAUAGGCUUCUCCUUAAUCUCUCCUUAUUAUCCAACAUAUUCGCUUAUCCAACGUUCUGCUGGCCCGUUUAUGUUGGAUAAGUGAGACUCUACUGUAACGUCAAAUAAAAAUUCUACAACCACUUUUAACCAAUACCACCACCACUUUGCCACAGCAACGCGUGGCCGGGCACAGCUAGUAAUAAUAAUAAUAAUAAUAAUAAUAAUAAUAGUAAUAAUAAUAACUUUAUUUUUAUACCCCACCCCAUCUCCCCGAAGGGACUCGGGGCGGCUUACAUGGGGCCUUGCCCGAUAAAACAAUCAAAUAUCAAAACACAGCAAUAAAACCGUUAUACAAUAAAAACAUCAAUUACAGUAAAAAAAAAUCGUUAAAAUCAACAUAAAACAUACAAUAUUAACACUGGAGACUAAUUCAUAGAACCCAGGCAAAGUGCAACAUGUGCCGAAAUUUAAGAGGGGAGGCACAAUUAUCAUUACCGUAUAUACUCGAGUAUAAGCCGACCUGAAUAUAAGCCGAGGCACCUAAUUUGACCACAAAAAUCUGGGAAAACAUUGAUUCAAAUAUAUGCAGAGAGCAGUAAAUUUCAAAUAUAAAAAUACAGUAGAUGCCAAUAAAAUUACAUUAAUUGUGGCAUCACUAGGUCAAAUGUUUUUGAAUAUUUACAUAAAACUAAUUUUAAGGUAAGAUUGUCCAACUCUGAUUAAAUCAUUUUUCUCAUCUUGUUCCAUGUAAAUGUGCCCCUGGUGGCACAGUGUGUUAAAACGCUGAGCUGCUGAACUUGCAGACCGAAAGGUCCCAGGUUCAAAUCCUAGGAGUAGAAUGAGCGCCCGCUGUUAGCUCCAGCUCCUGCCAACCUAGCAGUUCGAAAACAUGCCAAUGUGAGUAGAUCAAUAGGUACCGCUCCGGUUUCUCUCAUGUCCCCGCAUACAUUGGGAACUGGAGCUGACAGAGGGACCUCACCCGCGCUCUCCCUCCCCGGGUUGGAUUCGAACCGGCGGCAUCCUUCAGAUCAGCACUCCUACCGGCACAAGGGUUUAACCCAUGGAGCCAUCGGCGGCAAACUCCGUUUUACCCCAUUGCCAGGCAUCCUGGGAGAUGAAGUCCAAAAGAAUGCGUUCAAAAUGGCGGAGCCACCUCGUCCACCGGAAAGCGCUCCGCUCCUUUUUCCUAGGUUGGAAACUCCAACUCCCAGAAGCCUCGGCUGCUUUACCCAAUUGCCAGGCAUCCUGGGAGAUGAAGUCCGAAGGGAUGCGUCCAAAAUGGCCGCCUGCCCACCCCGACCGGAAGUGGCUUCUCUCCUUUUCCCAGGUUGGAAACUCCAACUCCCAGAAGGCUUGGCUGUGGAAGCGGACGAGUAGGCAUCCUGGGAGAUGAAGUCCUAAACGAUGCGUUCAAAAUGGCCGCCACCCCUGGACCGAUAGUGGCUCCGUUCCUUUUUUUCCCCCAGGUUGGAAACUCCGACUCCCAAAAGCCUCGGCCGGUUUGCCCAAUUUUCAGGCAUCCUGGGAGAUGAAGUCCGAAAGGCUGGUGUCCAAAAUGGCGCCCGCCCGCCCGCCCACCCCGACCGGAAGCGGCCCCGCUCUGGCCGAGCGGGGCCUCGCUGGUCCUUCCGGCGCCAUCGCUGCCAGCGGCCAUGGCGCGGCCGGGCCCUGCCUCGUAGGCGCUCCGCGGCCUGCUCCUGCCCUUUUAUGGCGGCCCCGCACCCGGACAAGCUGGAGGCGGGAGUCGGCCCCUCCGCCGCCGCGCCGCCGCCGCCUCCUGCCCCGGGACCCCCGCCGCCGCCGCCCCUUCCGCCGGGAAACCUCGCCUCAGGGCCGGGCCGCAAGCAAGGAAAGGCCGGCUUUCAAAUGAAGAGUCCGGAGAAGAAGCGCCGCAAGUCCAACACGCAGGGCCCGGCCUACUCCCACCUCUCGGAGUUUGCCCCUCCGCCGACCCCGAUGGUGGACCACCUGGUGGCCUCCAACCCCUUCGAGGAUGACUUUGGGGCCCCGAAGGUGGGCUCGGCCGCGGCGCCCUUCCUGGGGGGGGCCGGCCCCUUCGGCAACUUCCGCAUGCAGGGCCCGAUGGGGCCCCAGGUCCCUCCCGGCUACGGAGGGGGCCCCCAGCCCCUGCGCAGGCAGCCCCCGCCCUUCGGCCCCGGGCAGAUGGGCCCCGCUGCUGCCGCCGCCUUCAGCCUCCCGCCGCAGAACCCGGCCUACGUCCAGCCGGGGGGCAUGGGCUUUGGCGGCCCCCAGCCCUUUGGCCAGCCCCUGGGACAGAACUUCAGCCCUCCCGGCGGGCAGCUCAUGCAGGGGCCCAUGGGGGGCUUCGGGCCCAUGAUCUCCCCCACCAUGGGGCAGCCCCCCCGCGGGGGGGACAUGGGGCCCGGCCUCAACGCCCCCGGCGGGCCUCCCCCCAUGCCGCAGCGCUUCGGACAGCCGGGCAACCUGUUUGGGCAGAACCCCAUGCAGCGCCCCAGCCUCCCCAACCUGCCCCCCAACCCGAGCCCUUUCCCCGGCCCGGACCCCGGCUUCCCCCCCGGAGGAGGAGACGACGGCGGGGGCGGGGGCGGAGGGAAGCCCCUCAGCGCUCCCCCCAACGCCUUCCCUCCGGAGCCCCACACGACGGGCUCCCCGGCAGCGGCGGCCAUGAACGGCACCCAGACCCCCUUCGUGACCAACAGCGGGGGCAACGGGGGCACCCCAGAAGGCAACAACGUGCCCCCCGGCGGUGGUGGUGGUGGUGGUGGUGGUGGCGGGGGCGGCGGCUCCUCCUCGGCCUCCUCCUCCGGCAAGGCCCCCGUCGGCCCCUCCGGCCACCAGCCGCCCCCGGGCCUGGUGUACCCCUGCGGGGCCUGCCGCAGCGAGGUCAACGACGACCAGGACGCCAUCCUGUGCGAGGCCUCCUGCCAGAAGUGGUUCCACCGGGAGUGCACCGGCAUGACCGAGAACGCCUACGGGCUGCUGACCACCGAGGCCUCCGCCGUCUGGGCCUGCGACUUCUGCCUCAAGACCAAGGAGAUCCAGUCCGUCUACAUCCGCGAGGGCCUGGGCCAGCUGGUGGCCGCCAACGACGGAUGAGGCCCCGCAGGGCGCCGCCCGGGCCCCCUUUGCAGACCCCUGGACUUCCCUCUUUGCAUACGGCCAUGUGCUGCUUCACGUGGCCCAGACCUUCCUUUUUGCAGCACCAGACCUUCUUUGGCUCAGAUCACGGACCCAGUGGGAUAUUUUGGACCGUCCCAUGUCCACAACACUGCAAGCCACGCAUUUCUUCUUUGCCCUGACACAACACGUGCAGGGACAUUUGGUCUCUGCAGCAGCGUAGGUAGCAAACAGAGAAGAUACACAGGUAAGGUUUUUAUUGUUAUGCUUUAGAGCAAGUUGGGCUGUUUUGGACUCUGACUCCCACCAUUCCUCACAGCCCCGGGCCCCUUCCUUUUCCCCCUCGGACUCAAUACGCCGACGCCAUCCCCUUCCAGUCUCUAGAUGAGAUUUGGGCAAACUUAAGCAGCUGAGCGGGGAAAGGAAAGGGCCUGAGGCUGCGAGGAGUGGUGGAGUUGGAGUCCAAACACUUGGAGGGCUGAAGUUUGCCCAUGCCUGCCGUUGAGAAAAGAGUAGACUGUGAAAUGGAAAAGUUACAUAACUUUGGUAAAGAGUCUCCCGUCUCACUAAAGACUUUCUGGGAAGAGACGGAGCCAAACGCCUUGAGAUCUACAAAGCAGCAGCAGGCCGGCACAAUAGCACGCAUUCUUAGUCCCCGACUGCACGCGAGUGCGGACACUCUCCCACUCCCUUUGCAAACAGACGGCAAUAAGGACACACUCAAGACCUUGUUGUGGGUGAAGAAGGACACGGGGGGAGUGGGAUUUUAAUCAUGUUUCCUGGAUGGGGAGGUCCUUCGGUCUGUGGCCUCGGACCUUGCAUUUCCUAAUUUUUCCAGUGUCUCCUCCCCUUUUAUUUGGCCUGGGUCGGAUGCCGAAGCGGGACCUUUUGGGGGGAGGAAACAGCACCAGACAAAAUACCUCUUUGGGAACGCUUUUCUGUUUCCAGACGUCCUCCGAGAGCCACGAAGGACGAAAACAAAACUCUUGGGACACGGAUCGUCGUUAUUAUUAUUAUUAUUUUUUAAUAAUGUUUUUUAAACAAAUACUUUUUUUGCGACUUCCCUUUGUUUUGCGCAUGUGUUCGGGGCUUUGUGGUUUUUUGGGUCCUCGGGAGGGAGGGAGGGGAUUUGGGGAGGGGGCACCACUGUUGGGUUUGUAAUCAUCCCUUUUUUCCCUUGUUUUUAUGUGAGAACAUUAAAAAAUGAUGUUUUGUAAAGUAA
Molecule: messenger RNA, 5399 nt
Organism: Anolis carolinensis (green anole)
Lineage: Eukaryota; Metazoa; Chordata; Lepidosauria; Squamata; Anolidae
Gene: pygo2
Product: pygopus family PHD finger 2
Exons: 3
Coding region: 2786-4156 (456 amino acids)
Biological process (GO): kidney development; spermatid nucleus differentiation
Source: RefSeq, a predicted model, not a curated record